CGGAGCCAUGUGAGGUCGCAUUUCUCGAGCUCCUCGCCAGAAUCAGAAUAUUUAUAUUAGACAACUACCCUCUACACUAUAUUCAAGCAACUUUAAUCUAAACUGUUCUUCCUUGCCUCCGCCCAACAGUUUCAUUCGAAAUAUGUCGUCUUCCUCUCGCAAAAAGACGUCUGCUGCGCCAGAUCCGAAAGCUAAUAGUGCUAGCCCGGCUAAAGGUGCUGGGGCAGGGCCCCUAGCUGCUAGCGCAGCACGAGGUGAUGAGACCGCGAUUCUACGGGCCAUUCAAUCUCUCAGAGAGGACCUGCUGAAGAAAAUUGAUGACAACGCCGAGAUGCAGUCUAAAGAACUACGACGUGAAAUAAGCCAACUGAGGGACGAGCUGAGAUCCGCCGUUGACCGCGUCAGCAGCCGCACCAAGUGUUUGGAGGACCGGGUCGAGAGCCUGGAUACUGCCGCUAAUGAUCACUCGGACCUCAUUACCACUCUCGAACGAGACGUGCAGCAGCUAAAAAAGGACAUGAAAAUCUUCUCUGACAGGAGUGAGGACCUGGAGGCGCGGUCUAGGAGGUGCAACCUCCGCAUCACCGGGAUACAAGAAAGACGGGAGGCAGGGAAGAACCCAACUGACUUUGUAGCUAAACUACUCCAGGAAACGCUGGGCUUAGAAAAAGAGCCACUACUAGACAUAUGCCAUCGCACCCUACGGGAACGGCCCCAGGAGGACCAGCCACCCCGCGCCUUUGUGGUGAGAUUUCACUAUUACCGGGAGAAGGAAGCGACCCUCCGCAAGGCAGCCACGGCCACAGAUCCGACAACGUCACACGGAGACAGGAUCAGAGUAUUCCCCGACUAUACCCAAGCAGUCGCGAAGCAGAGAGCCGCCUUCAGGGAUGUGAAAGGCAUGCUAAGAGGCUGUGAUGGUGUCAAGUACGGACUGUGGUAUCCCUCGGUUUUGCGGAUCACAACGGCCGAUGGAAAGCGACACAGUUUCACAGACCCGGGGGAGGCGAAGGACUUUGUUUUGAGGAACGUGGCUAAACAGAGCGGCUAAGAUGCUAGGAGCAGGCUUGCCAGGCUGUACCCUGAGGUGGAUCCCACGUGCCAGAGGUGUCAUUGUGCCAGGGCUACCCUAUUGCACAUGUUUUUCUCCUGUCAGUCCAUUGCCCCAUUUUGGUCUUCUAUAUUUGAAACGUUUUCAGUGAUGUAUGGCCAGAACAUACAACCAAAUCCCAUAAUAGCUGUGUUUGGAGUAGCCCCUGAGGGGGUCUCCCUCUCUAAUUGCCAGUCACACUCACUUGCGUUUGCAACCCUUCUUGCCCGCCGUAUAAUCCUCCUCAAAUGGAAAGACCGGACUCCACCAUCUCACGCCCACUGGGUGAGGGAUGUGAUGGCACAUUUGCAGCUGGAGGAGCUGAGGUAUCGUAGCCAGGGAUGUGUUAACAAAUACUACAAGCUCUGGCAGCCUUUCCUUGACUAUUUUAGCAAACUCCCCUGUGCAAAUCUGACUGCAUGAAGCCCCC
This is a messenger RNA of Gymnodraco acuticeps, 1520 nucleotides long. RefSeq lists its product as uncharacterized. The transcript is spliced from 2 exons. The coding region runs from base 143 to 1051 and encodes 302 amino acids. NCBI's taxonomy places the organism in Eukaryota, Metazoa, Chordata, Actinopteri, Perciformes, Bathydraconidae. Gene Ontology annotation, molecular function: single-stranded RNA binding. The record is from RefSeq and is a predicted model, not a curated record. Gene Ontology annotation, biological process: retrotransposition. Gene Ontology annotation, cellular component: ribonucleoprotein complex.